Messenger RNA from Antechinus flavipes (yellow-footed antechinus), 939 nucleotides. Its product is annotated as mas-related G-protein coupled receptor member D-like. Bases 1 to 939 code for a protein of 312 amino acids. NCBI's taxonomy places the organism in Eukaryota, Metazoa, Chordata, Mammalia, Dasyuromorphia, Dasyuridae. The record is from RefSeq and is a predicted model, not a curated record. Gene Ontology annotation, molecular function: G protein-coupled receptor activity. The transcript has a single exon. Gene Ontology annotation, cellular component: membrane. Gene Ontology annotation, biological process: G protein-coupled receptor signaling pathway.
AUGACUACGUCUCCCACACCUGAGCACGUGGAACAUGUUUAUGACAAGGCAGCAGUGAGAUGUAAUAGAUCCGUUUUGGGGAGUGAAUUGAUGCAGAUCCCCUCUCUGCUCAUUGCCCCCCUUGGGCUGAUGGGGAACGGCGUGGUCCUGUGGCUCUUGGGUUUCCGCAUCCGAAGGACCCCCUUCUCCGUCUACAUCCUCAAUCUGGCGGGGGCCGACGCCCUCUUCCUCUGCUGCUCCUUGCUGGACUCCAUAGAAAACUUUGUUCGAUAUUUUCACGAUCUUUUCAAGCAUGAAAUAAUGUUGAACCUCAAUUACCUAUUCUACACUACGGGCAUGAGCCUCCUGGCGGCGAUCAGCACCGAGCGCUGUCUCUCCGUGCUCUUCCCCAUCUGGUACCGAUGUCACCGCCCCAAGCACACGUCGGCUUCGGUCUGCGCUGUCCUCUGGGCUCUGGUCGGAUCACUCUGGGUGAAUGGGCUUGUCACUUGCUCUCAUAUAUCCUGGCAUGUUCUCUGUCGCUUUAAUAUCUUGGAGGGUGUGUGUUUCAUCCUCCUCACCUGUGUCCUGUGCGUGUCCAGCCUGACUCUGCUGCUGAGGGUCCAGUGCAGCUCCCAGAGCCGGCAGCCCCCCAGGCUCUACCUCCUGGUCCUGCUCACGGUCCUCGUGUUCCUGCUCUGUGGCCUACCCUGGGGGAUCGAGGAUCUCAUAUGUUAUCACCUCAAGGGAAGGCUCCUGCCUCACUGGCUUUUUCAAUUAUUGGCUUGUGUGAACAGCAGCAUGAACCCCCUCAUUUACUUCUUCCUGGGCAGCCAAAGCUUUAAAAGAAAGAGGGAGCCCCUCAGAGUGAUCCUCCAGAGGGUUCUGGGGGAUGAGCAAGAAUUGGGAGGUGGGACAAGUGACAUGCCCCACACCAGCAUCCAAGAGAUGACAUUGUGA